AUUUUUUACUUUAAUAUGCCAAUACAUACUGAGCUGUUGCUCUCUUUUAUAGGGAAAUCCUCAUUGACGAUUCAGUUUGUUGAAGGCCAAUUUGUUGACUCCUACGAUCCAACCAUAGAAAACACUUUCACAAAAUUAAUCACAGUAAACGGACAAGAAUAUCAUCUUCAACUUGUAGACACAGCUGGGCAAGAUGAAUAUUCCAUCUUUCCUCAGACAUACUCCAUAGAUAUUAAUGGUUAUAUUCUUGUGUAUUCUGUUACAUCAAUCAAAAGUUUUGAAGUGAUUAAAGUUAUCCAUGGCAAAUUGUUGGAUAUGGUGGGGAAAGUGCAAAUACCUAUUAUGUUGGUUGGGAAUAAGAAAGACCUACAUAUGGAAAGGGUGAUCAGUUAUGAAGAAGGGAAAGCGUUAGCAGAAUCUUGGAAUGCAGCUUUUUUGGAAUCUUCUGCUAAAGAAAAUCAGACUGCUGUUGAUGUUUUUAGAAGGAUAAUUUUGGAGGCAGAAAAAAUUGAUGGGGCUGCUUCACAAGGAAAGUCUUCCUGCUCAGUGAUGUAAUUCUGCUGCAGAAUCUGAGGACACUGGGAAUCUAUCCUACUGAAGAAGCAAAUUGCCCGUUAUCCUUUAAGAUAAACUCUGCUUCGUUUUUCUUCUGUUAACCUGAAAGAUUUCAUUUGGGUCAGAGCAUUUUCCCACCGUCCCCCGCAACCCCUUCAGAUUAUGUUAAACUCUGACUCUGUCCAAAUGAGCUCACUUCCAUUUUCAAAUUUUAAGCAAUCAUAUUUUCAAUUUAUAUAUUGUAUUUCUUAAUAAUAUUAUGACCAAGAAUUUUAUUGGCAUUAAUUUUUCAGUGUAGUUUGUUGUUUAAAAUAAUGUAAUCAUCAAAAUGAUACAUAUUGUUACACUACUAUUAACUAGGCUUGGAUAUAUCAGUGUUUAUUUCAUUGUGUUAAAUGUAUACUUGUAAAUAAAAUAGCUGCAAACCUUAA
Molecule: messenger RNA, 986 nt
Organism: Ceratotherium simum simum (southern white rhinoceros)
Lineage: Eukaryota; Metazoa; Chordata; Mammalia; Perissodactyla; Rhinocerotidae
Source: RefSeq, a predicted model, not a curated record